CUCGACAUUGUGCCCGUCAAUCGCCAUCAUGUCUCAAUUCCGCGCAGCAAAGCUCGAUAUCGGGUGCUUUACGAAGAUCCGCAACAUUCGCGACCACACGAAGCGGAAGGUGUUCGCUGAGAACGAGCCGGAAAGACAAGCCCUUCGAUACAUUAUCCGAAAUACUACUCUACCGCAACGAGUCCGCGCGCAAGCUCAGCUUCAGCUCUCACAGAUGCACUGCUACACGAGAUUCACACAGAUCAAGAACAGGUGUAUAAUGGGAGGCAAAGGACGUGGUGUCUUCAGUGACUUCAGGCUUGGUAGAUACCAAUUCAGGAUAAACGCGCUUGCUGGAAACUUGCCUGGUGUGAAGAAGGCAAGCUGGUGAAUACCGGAGGGCUGGGAGAGGCAUGUGAAAAAUCUGUAUACUACUCCGGAGCGAAAGCCUGGCAUUGGGCGGCGUUUAUGCGCGUAUUGUACAAAUGGAAUUAUGACGACUCACCUCGCUUUUUGGGACUCGGGGGU
This is a messenger RNA of Cucurbitaria berberidis CBS 394.84, 507 nucleotides long. RefSeq names its product glucocorticoid receptor-like (DNA-binding domain). Gene Ontology annotation, molecular function: structural constituent of ribosome. The record is from RefSeq and is a predicted model, not a curated record. NCBI's taxonomy places the organism in Eukaryota, Fungi, Ascomycota, Dothideomycetes, Pleosporales, Cucurbitariaceae. Bases 29 to 370 code for a protein of 113 amino acids. Gene Ontology annotation, biological process: translation. Gene Ontology annotation, cellular component: mitochondrial small ribosomal subunit; ribosome. The transcript is spliced from 3 exons.